AUGUCUCUGCCUCAAGAAUCCGAUUUCCCCUUUAUCUUCUCCCUUUUAGCUCUCAACGACCGAGCAGAAGAUGUCGUCAACCACCCUUCGAACAAGCGGCUUGCGUGGACGAAUAAGGAUGGCACAACCCUACUCGGCAUCGAGUUUAACCCGAUAUUGACGCCUCUAAAGCGUCGGUCUACUAUUGCAAUACUCGGGCGGACAGGGAGUUCCGACAUCGUCAUCGAAGGGGACGAAUUCUCCAAGAUCCAUUGCUCGUUCGAAGUUCACCGGGAUACCAACAUAAUCAUGCUUCAUGACCGAUCGCAGGCCGAAAGCACAGACUUCUUCGGUGAGGAUAGCAUACCAAUUGACGAAAAUGACGAUCACAAAAUUCGCAAAGGUGGCGAGCGCAAAGUGGCCGUCCAUCCGACAUUGAACACGUCCCUGAUGAUAGGCAAUGUGGAGUAA
Penicillium brevicompactum is the source of this 450-nucleotide messenger RNA. RefSeq lists its product as uncharacterized. Gene Ontology annotation, molecular function: protein binding. The coding region runs from base 1 to 450 and encodes 149 amino acids. Lineage: Eukaryota; Fungi; Ascomycota; Eurotiomycetes; Eurotiales; Aspergillaceae. The transcript has a single exon. The record is from RefSeq and is a predicted model, not a curated record.